Molecule: messenger RNA, 2835 nt
Organism: Colossoma macropomum (tambaqui)
Lineage: Eukaryota; Metazoa; Chordata; Actinopteri; Characiformes; Serrasalmidae
Gene: efna5b
Product: ephrin-A5b
Exons: 5
Coding region: 1-690 (229 amino acids)
Biological process (GO): regulation of actin cytoskeleton organization; axon guidance; regulation of cell-cell adhesion
Cellular component (GO): plasma membrane; external side of plasma membrane
Molecular function (GO): ephrin receptor binding
Source: RefSeq, a predicted model, not a curated record
AUGCUGCAAGUGGAAAUGAUCAUAUUCGUCUGCCUGAUCCUUUGGAUGUGUGUAUUUAGCCAAGAGCCGAGCUCCAAGGUGAUGGCCGACCGCUACGCCGUCUACUGGAACCGAACCAACCCCAGGUUCCACCGUGGAGACUACCACAUCGACGUCUGCAUAAACGACUACCUGGACGUCUACUGCCCGCACUACGAGGACUCGGUUCCUGAGGAAAGGACAGAGCGCUACGUCCUCUACAUGGUGAACUACGACGGCUACAGCACCUGCGACGACACAGCCAAGGGCUUCAAGCGCUGGGAGUGCAACAGGCCGCACUCCCCCAACGGGCCCCUAAAGUUCUCAGAGAAGUUCCAGCUCUUCACACCCUUUUCCCUGGGUUUCGAGUUCCGGCCGGGCCGAGAGUAUUAUUACAUAUCAUCCAUGGUUACAGAGACUGGAAGAAAAGGCUGUCUUAAGCUGAAAGUCUUUGUCAGACCAGCAAACAGCUGUGUGAAAAUCAUAGGCGUUCACGAUCGAGUUUUUGACGUUAACGACAAAGUAGACAAUUCAUUAGAACCAAGAGAUGACACCAGUCACGAGUCAGCCGAACCAUCUCGGAGCGAUGCGGCUAAUUCAGGGCAUGGGCCCCUUCUGCCUGGCCCCCUAGUGGCUCUUCUCCUCUGCGCCUCUGCACUGCUCACCUUAUAGCCCCCCAUCUCCUUUCUCCCAGACGAGCCCCUACAGCCCCCGCUGCCCCUUUCCCAAGAGGCCAGAAGCCUUACACAGGCCAGGGCCACGGGAGGGCUCCCAGACUCUCCAGGAGCACUACUUUUGGUCCUCUUUUUUUGUUUUUCCAAAUAUUUAAGUGGUCUUUCUCAGUCUGUGAUUAAGGAGAAAAAAUUGAUUAGUAGUGCAAAGGAGAAAAGCUUUUAGCUAAUCAGCUGAGAUGCUCUAAUCGUGAUGCAACAUCCGGUCACUGGGGAUCAGAGCUCAGGGGGCGGAGCGGCUCCACAUUUAGAAAAAGUGUGGUUUUAAGUUAACACUAUUCAAACGAACAGAUGUAAAUGUCUUUGUUGAGGAUACGCCCCAGUACAAAUCUCCUAGCUCUAUUGUUAGAGGACUAGUUGCCUGUUUUCUCCUAUCGGCCUUCACCUAACAGUUCGCAGAAGUUCACCAGAUUGUCAAGCUCUAGAUUUGGCUAAAACUAUGUCUAACUGGAUGGCAGAAAGUCUGGACACUGCACUCCAGAAAAGAGAAAAAAACCUGCCUGGUCAUGUGGGCCAGUUGAUCCUGGUGUCUGUAUGUGUGUGCGUGUGUGUGCUCGCUAACUGACGUACUUUAUUCGAUUGAAAUUGAGGAGGAAGAUAAGACACAUAUUUAUUCUCUGCGAUUGAGGACUUGUCUUAGUAGACCACACCACUAAAAAAACAGUGCUUUUGUAUUUUGUAGGAUAAACUUAACUGCAGCAUAAAUACCUAUAUUUUUCCUAUGACCUUUUAUCUAUUGAUAUGAAAUAUCAACGUUAACGAAUCAUCAAAACUCUUUGUCAUCAUGACUGCGUAUGUCCACCUCUGUAUAUACAGUACCACAAGGGGCUGCACAUGGCGUUCACUGUCCCCCUCUUACCCUCCCCAUCCAAUAAUUUCCUGGACGGGGAAAAAACACUGGCUUUGCAAGCAAGAUGAAUAUCUACAACAUCCAGUAUUCGAAACCGUUCAUCUGCUGUUUUCAUCGACUGCACAUUGAAAUAGCCGCUAACUAGUGUCUCAUAUUCUUCUAUGACGUUAACAAGGAUACUAAGUUAAGCUUAGGUACUUUGUGAUCCCACUCUUUGCCUUCUGCAUGGCAGCCUUUGCUAUGAAUUUGUUGCUUUGUCAGUUAGAAGGACUAGGCUGGAGUUGUGAGCGUGCCCAGUUACACCUCCUACUGUUUCCAGUUUAAGUGACUCUUUAAUGAGGUUCAAAACGGCAGGCAUGCGGAGCCCAUGUUGUGGCGGGCGAGAUAUUUGCGGUAUUAAAAAUAGGUGGUCAGAGGCAUGGGCAGUGCCGAGGGAGACUCAGAUUUCACAGGGGCGACUUCUUUUUUUCGACCUUGCAGCCAGAGUGUUCUCUGUGGGGCAAGUACACAGGGAAAAGAAACGUGCUGGGGAGGGCUUGAGGGAAGUGGGUACUUGGCCCUCAUAAGAAUAAACAAUAUUGGGGAGUUUUCAAACAGUCUGAAAUUGUAUAUUUGUUUCUGCCUUUCUAAUUCUCAGUGGGCCUGUUUUUUUUUUUUCUCCGCUGUCUCUGAUACUGGAGAGGAGGUGCUCUGUUUGUUUGGUUUUUUUGAAUGGUAACAAAGCUAUUUCAGGAGAAUAGCAGCUUGGGUUAAAAGUCAUUCAGAAGAGGGAAAAUGCCACCAUAUGUGCUUAGUUUCAUGGUUUACAUCGAAAAACUAUGGAAACCUUUGGAACUCAGUUUCAAUAGUAUUUGUAUUGCUAUCAUUUAUACUCUGAUUAUAACUCUUAUCAUUGUUACCAUACUUUGUACACGCUUUGAACUGGGAAACAAGGCUCAAUUCGUUUAAAUGGAUACCGUGUAUCCUGAAGUAGUCGACAAAUAAUAACAUGUAGUGUUAGAUUAGUACUUGUUUUUGCACCUUUCUGGAGGUCAAAAAGGAGACGUCAUUAAACAACAACAAAAAGAACAGCAAUGACAACUAUUAUUAUUAUUAUUAUUAUUAUUAGUAUUAUUAAUAUUAUUAUUACUAUUAUUAUUGAUAUCAUGCAAGCUGUUGUAUAUAGUGUUUGAUAUGGAGGUAUUAAUUUGAUUAUGUCUUUUCUUAAAAAAACAAAAGCCAAAAAAAAAAAAAGAA